This is a messenger RNA of Mollisia scopiformis, 2543 nucleotides long. RefSeq lists its product as uncharacterized. The coding region runs from base 157 to 2436 and encodes 759 amino acids. The record is from RefSeq and is a predicted model, not a curated record. Gene Ontology annotation, biological process: proteolysis. Lineage: Eukaryota; Fungi; Ascomycota; Leotiomycetes; Helotiales; Mollisiaceae. Gene Ontology annotation, molecular function: serine-type peptidase activity. The transcript is spliced from 6 exons.
ACAUCUCGUGUAUUGCAAACAAUUUUCAGCUAUCGAAUCUUGCCAAGACAUGAUGUCUCAUCUUUUGGGAAUAUCAUCUCCUCCCUUCCCACCCCACAAUGUCGUCUGGAUAGUAUCACUUCACGACUUCACACAUUGCGCAUCACAGUGGCCAAGAUGCGCUCAAUAGCUUUUGUUCUAGUUGCUGCCACUUUGGCAAACGCAGCAGGUACACCAUGCGCAUCAAUCAAUGCUGCUAGUGCUUCAUGGGCAGCAAGCGGAGCAACUUCUACCCUCUACGUCAAACCUUCGAUUGCUCUUGCGUGCUUAGAGUCCGUUCCAUUGAGUUCAAAUCUUUCAAGCGCAUUCAUCGAUUAUAUCACCCCGCACAUGCAAUUUCAAAGCACAAUCUCCUAUUUGAAAGAUCCACCAAAAGGCUGGACCCUGUCCGGCGUCGACAUCUAUGGCGGUCUCGCGCAGAUUAAGAGCAACCUUCAAUCUGGAGCUUACGCGAAUCAAUGGAGCUUCGAAAAAGACCUAUGGACUCUAGUAAACAUUUUGCCACACGACUUCCAUUUCAAUUUACCUCUUCCUUUAUUGGAAGUCUUUGAGUUUAAGAGUCGGACACCGCUCGUGUCCAUAUCUUCGGAUGGAGUCAGCGUACCAGCUGUGUACUUUGAGUCUGACAUAGGACAAUACUUGAGCGAAACAAUAGAUUGGACACCGUCUCCAAUUACGCAAAUCGAAGGGCAAGAUGUAGUGGCUUUCCUUGAACAGAUGUCCGUGACGACAGAUCAAUUUCAAGACCCAGACGCCCUCUGGAAUCGUCUCUUUUACAACUCACCUGCAGCUCUUCGAGACACAUUUGGCCAGUAUUACGAAGGAGGAUGGAUGUUUGGUUUCGACAAUGACACGAUAUCCUAUACUUUUGAUAACGGAAGCACGGCCUCAUUCUAUACAUACGCGGCUAUUUCUCCAAGUGUAGACUUCACUUAUGUCACGGACGGACCGUCAUUGUUCGAAGUUGUCGAAGUUGCGCCAAAUGCUCCCCAGAAGAGGAAGCGUGAUCUGGAAAGCAUGAAAAAGAGAAGGAGGACGAAGUUCGCACGACAGUCGUCAACCUCGUCUGAGAUGCCUGGCUACCCCACCCCAUUUAUUGUGCAUCCUGAGGAUCCAUACACGGCAGGCUUCUUCCUCGACUCGGGCGUUGCGGUCUUGUCCAUGACCGCGUUCGAAGCCUUGAAUUCCAGCAGUACGACAGAUCAAGCCAACAUGCAGAAAACCAUCGCUGCAUUUCUUGCCGAAUGCAAGAAAGUCGGCAGCACGCAAUUGAUUGUUGACCUCAGCGCCAAUGGUGGAGGAGAAGUCUAUAGUGGUUAUGACGUAUUUAAGCAGCUAUUCCCAUCUAUCGUUCCGUAUGGAGGGUCAAGAAUGCGUACCAACCCUUGGGUUGACUAUAUCGGAGAUGUCUACUCCCUGGCAGGAAUCUACAACGAAACCUUCCAGCCGCCCUGGGAAAUCAAAGCUGGGUUGACGGACAAUCUGACUGCUUUCACAUCGUUCAAAGAUCUGGCGGGACCUAAUCGCAUCUAUGGAGACAAUUUCUUGACUACUACAAGAGCAAACUUGUCAGAUUUGCUAACUACAACGGGUUUCUCAGUAUACGGCUAUGGAGCUUUACCAGAUAUUCCUCCGGCUGUCUUCGAGCCUUCAAAUAUUGUCAUGUUGCUGGAUGGUGGUUGCGGUUCGACCUGUGCGAUUUUUGCAGAAUUCAUGAAGUCCCAAGGAGGAGUCAGAAGCGUCUCAGUCGGAGGUCGAUUACAGACAGGACCCAUGCAGGGUGUUGGUGGAUCUAAGGGUGCUCAAGAAGAACCUUACCUUGCCCUCGAACAAUACCGCGACGGCAUCGCAGCCGCUACCCCUGUUAUCAAAAGUCUUCCCACCAUUCCUGCAGCAGCGCAGAUCCCGCCUUCGGUCGACAGCGACACACCCCUAGGCUCAAAAGACGACUUACUCCUUCGAGCUCGAGUCAAUUUCCGCAACAACAUCCGAAGCGGUGAUACAUCUCAGACUCCUCUCCAGUUCGUCUACGAAGCCGCGAAUUGCAGGAUCUACUACGAAGCAGAAGAUCUGGAGGACAUGAGCAAUCUCUGGAACAGAGUCGCAAAUGUGACGUGGGGAGGAGCGACUUGUGUUAAUGGAAGCUCGUCUGGAAGUGGUGGAAAUUUGAUGGGGAGUGAUGCGAUGACUACUGUUGCCUAUGAUUCGAGUGUCAAUUCGAAAGCUGUGGUUCCAGCUAGUCCAGGUUUGGUGGCGAUGGGGAGUGGGCCCGGCACCGGGUCUGACAGCUCUGUGGCGACUUUCAAUACUGUGGCGAAAUCUUCUGGGGCGGUGAUGAAUGUCGUCGGUGGUAGUAUGGGACUGCUAGCAGUUGGGGCUGCGUUCUUGUUGUUGUAAUGGAGUGUGGACUAAACAGGGCGUGGAAACGAGUUUCUUUGAAUAGAAGGUAUUAAAUAUGUCUAUAUGUGCAUCAAUUCAAGCAGCCAGAAGCAUUUAAACUUCCC